AAACGGCGGGAUACAACGCGCGGACAUUAUUUAUCAGAGGUGUGUCUCUCGCGCGAGAAUCAUGCAGGCCCGAUGCCAGGAAUGUGCUUUAUCAGAAGCACCAACCGAUAACAAAAGCUUAUCUUCGUAUUCAUAGAGGCAGGGGAACGAAAAUAUCUAAAACAAGCUGUUAUACGCGAGACAGAACCAAUACUGGAUAACUGUAUAUCAACGUGGAGGCAACAGGCUUUCUCUCCCACCUCCGGUAAAUAUUAUAAGUAUAGUCUGGUCUGACAUCAGUCUUUGUCUCUUAACUACCGGUGCAAGAUGUUUCGCUCAUCGAGUGUUUUAAUUUUGGGACUAUUGGGUACAGCCUUAGGAGUUGUACAGUAUCAGCCUGAAGCUGUGCACAUUGCUUAUGGAGAUGACAUCCAUGACAUAUCGGUCACUUGGAGUACGAUGGAUGAAACAGCGGAAUCCAUCGUCGAGUAUGGAAUUGGUGGUUUUGCUUUAACUGCUAAAGGAAAUUCAACUCUCUUUAUCGAUGGUGGCAAAAAAAAGCACAAGCAAUACAUUCACAGAGUUUGGCUCCGAGAUUUAACACCCGAUAGCAAAUACAUGUAUCAUGUCGGGAGCGAACAUGGAUGGUCCGAUUUGUUUUAUUUUUCAACUCCACCAGAGGACCAGAAUACGUGGUCUCCUCGGGUUGUGAUAUUUGGUGAUAUGGGUAAUGAGAAUGCUCAAAGCUUGACGCGAUUGCAGGAAGAGACUCAGCGUGGUCUUUACGAUGCGGCGAUCCAUGUAGGUGAUUUUGCAUAUGAUAUGAAUACUAAUAAUGCACAGGUUGGCGAUGAAUUCAUGAAGCAAAUUGAAUCAAUCGCUGCCUAUCUGCCGUAUAUGACUGUUCCUGGUAAUCACGAAGAAAAAUAUAAUUUUAGUAACUACAGGGCUCGUUUCACAAUGCCUGGCGAUUCGGAAGGGCUUUGGUACAGUUUUAAUAUGGGUCCAGUUCACUUUGUUGCCAUUGAAACUGAGGCUUAUUAUUUUAUGAAUUAUGGACUAAAACAAAUGAUCAAACAAUUCGAAUGGCUCGAACAGGACUUGCGCGAAGCGAAUCGUCCUGAAGUCAGAGCUAAACGACCAUGGAUCGUUACCUACGGCCACAGACCCAUGUACUGCAGUAAUAGUAACGCCGACGAUUGUACAAAUCAUCAAUCGUUGGUCAGAGUUGGAUUACCGUUUUUCAAUUGGUUCGGUUUAGAAGAUCUGUUUUACAAACACAAAGUGGAUCUUGAAAUAUGGGCACACGAACACAGCUACGAACGUACCUGGCCUAUGUACAACUUUAAGGUGUAUAACGGAUCGUAUGGAGAACCGUAUAAAAAUUACAAAGCUCCUGUUCAUGUAGUGACAGGUUCGGCGGGUUGUAAGGAGGGUAAAGAAAAAUUUAUCCCCGUUCGACCAUCGUGGUCUGCUUAUCGAAGUUCCGAUUAUGGAUACACAAGAAUGAAGGCUUUUAAUAGAACUCAUUUAUACUUGGAACAAGUCUCCGAUGACAAGGAAGGCGCAGUUUUAGAUCAAUUAUGGUUAAUCAAAGAAACUACCUGGCCACAAUACUCUAUGGAUUAGUCACAAAAAACUAGAAGGUCUAUUUUAUUUAAUAAGAAGCAAUGAUCGGUUCAACUUUUAAUUUUUUACUACGAACUUCAAUUUAUCUUUACGUUAAGGUGCAUGCAAUUGGGGAUCAUAACUAGGAAUGUACGGAAAUCAAUGAUAACGACAUAUACUGUAUGAUCGUUUAAUUGUUAAAACAUAAAUAUAUGUAUAUAUAAUAAUAUA
Messenger RNA from Athalia rosae (coleseed sawfly), 1818 nucleotides. RefSeq names its product acid phosphatase type 7. Gene Ontology annotation, molecular function: metal ion binding; acid phosphatase activity. The record is from RefSeq and is a predicted model, not a curated record. Bases 307 to 1608 code for a protein of 433 amino acids. NCBI's taxonomy places the organism in Eukaryota, Metazoa, Arthropoda, Insecta, Hymenoptera, Athaliidae. The transcript is spliced from 8 exons.